UGACUUUAGUUUAGAUCAGACCACCUGACAUAAAAUAGUUUUUCCACUUCAAAUAUCGAUUUUUCUUUGCAUGCCGCUCUGAACCUUUCUACUGUAAUAAUCAAUAGUUUUAUUAUUCUCAGUAGAGGCUUGUUUUCUUGCGAUGAAACACGUAAUUGAUUGGAAAAUUUCACCUUCCAGUAAAAUGUGAAAGUCUAAGACAUGGAAGUACGAAGUGACGGCGAUAAAAUGAAAUCCCUAGGAAUCAGCAAGGUGUCUCUGCCUUUCUACGAGCCACCCCAAAGAAAAACCAGCGCGGAAAUUAUAAAUGAAGCUAGAUUAGCUAUAAGAGAAUCCCAAAUGGCCGACAAUAACUUUGCACCACCAUCCAUCAAACCACUUCAAACACAGAGGCCUUAUACACCGAGGGACAAGGAAAGGUUAUUAUUUGGGAACAAAACAAAAUCGAAUAGGCCACCCAGCUCUUUCAGUUUGCGCUACCUUCAAAAUGAAACCGAACUCCCAACAACUCCUUCUGACAGCAAUAUGAUAUUAUCACCAAAUAUGAUCACCUCAAAACCCGUCGUAUCAUCACAAAAAAUUGACAGUUUUCAACAUCAACGAUCAAACUCCCUAUCGGAAAUAAAUGACAAAAUUUUCAAUAUCGCUGUGAAGGAUUCACUUCACAAAGUGAAAUUACCUUCGUUGGAUCCUUGUAGGCCGCUGCAAAAACGAAAAAUUUUCAAAAAUACCACUUCGUUGGAUAACCUGCCAGAAGAGGCUGAAUAUCCAGAAGAACGUCAAAGGAUAGAAUCGAGGAAUGCAUUCAGUUCUCCUCAAGAACGCACUGAUUUCAACGAUUCAAUUUCGCCCUUCGGAAGACCAUCACUUCGUCAGAAAAACCUUUCGCAAUGCCUCUUGCUGGGACCUCAAAACCUCGAGAAAAUAUUCGACAACAAGCAGAUAAUUGAAAAUUCGCAAACGCUCUUUCUCAAUAAAGUUUCAGUGGAAUACAAGAAAGAUAGAACUGCUGAGGACGUGCUUGUAGAUUUGAGUGCCGAAAAUGAAAAAAAAAUCGACGAACAUAGAGUAAUAACACUGUUGAGUGAACUGUAUGAAUGCUUAGAAAAGGAGAAUAUGAUCAAUCAGAAAGUCGCAUCGAAAACAAAGAUUAGGAUUUUAAAAUGCUUGUAUACGUUCGUCGAUACGCAGAACGAGCAGAUUUUGAUAAAUAUUGCGAAAGUUAUAUUAUCGCUAAAAGUAACAGGUAAUAACCUAAGUGGAGUGUGCAAGCUAAUUUUCAAAGUUGCGAAGGAUGACAAAAAUGACAAUUUGUUCUUCCAGAAAAAUCUGUUAGAAUUGUUUCUCGAUGCUUUGGGUAGGUCAAGUCCCUUAGAUGAUGCCGAAGCUUGUGUUUACGGAUAUGGCGCCGUCAAGUUUCUAACAAUGAAUCAAAAGCUCUUGGAAAAAAUUUUGGGACUGGGAAUAUUGCAACUUAUGGUAUUGCAUAUUAAAAUAAUAAAUGUGACG
Messenger RNA from Leptinotarsa decemlineata (Colorado potato beetle), 1509 nucleotides. RefSeq names its product armadillo repeat-containing protein 2. Gene Ontology annotation, biological process: cilium organization. NCBI's taxonomy places the organism in Eukaryota, Metazoa, Arthropoda, Insecta, Coleoptera, Chrysomelidae. The record is from RefSeq and is a predicted model, not a curated record.